Molecule: messenger RNA, 2520 nt
Organism: Daldinia loculata
Lineage: Eukaryota; Fungi; Ascomycota; Sordariomycetes; Xylariales; Hypoxylaceae
Product: glycosyltransferase family 69 protein
Exons: 2
Coding region: 217-1842 (541 amino acids)
Source: RefSeq, a predicted model, not a curated record
UACCCGACAGGACUUCCCCGCAAGAUCGAUACAUAGAUGAUCUUCGGCUCGUCGUCUUCCUGGAAUUUGUUAUACUUCGGCAUAUCUGGCGGGUGUUACGACUCACCAGUCAAGCUGGCAUAAGGACAAUAGCCUUAGUUGUGCUACGCGCACUCGGCCUGACUUGGAGUCGGCCUAUAUAUCGUCGUCCGUCCGCGUUGAUGCGCUACUCCAUCAAUGCCUAGCUCUAUAUCAGCAGAGAAACGAAUCGGCCUCCUAGACGACGAUGAGGCUCAUGCCUCGUCGUCUGCCUCUUCCUCUCUUCUCGGAAACGAUGCGCGGAAAGAUUUAGAGGCCUCAUCAGAGGAGCUAGUUGGGUCUGAUCAGAGAUGGGAUAAACGACUCUUCUCGUGGUGUCUGGCUCGGCCGAGAGGUCUUCGACGAAAGUUACGGAGAGGCCCUGCGGGUUUAGCUCUCGCAUUUUUCAAAUACAUCAUUAUAAUUAUAUGUAUACUUUUAAUAGGAACGCCUAUCUUCGCUCCGUCCUACACGCGACUCCCUCAGCACUACCGAGACCUGGAAUCUCGAUGCCGAGGACCCAUUCGAGAAGCGGGGUGUGCUAAUAUCAAUAAUGAGAAGAUAUUUAUCGCCGUCUCUUUAUAUGAUAAGGAGGGUCAUCUGGUCAAUGGUUUCUGGGGAGAGAGUCUGUUGGAGUUAAUACAUCUACUCGGUGACAAUAAUGUCUUUCUGAGCAUUUACGAGAAUGAUAGCGGUCCGGAAGGCGCGGCGGCACUUGAAAGCCUAAGACGGCAGCUAAGGUGCAAGAAUUACAUUGUCAACGAUCCCCACGUGCCUCUGUCGGAUUUCCCGACCGUCACACUACCUGAUGAAACCAAGCGAGUGAAGCGUCUAGCUUAUUUGUCCGAAAUGCGAAAUCGGGCCUUACGACCACUCGACCGAUUCGAUCCAAGUGUUGGAACAGUUCGAUAUGACAAGAUUCUUUUCCUGAACGAUGUUGUAUUCCACGCGAUGGAAGCGGCGCAUUUGCUUUUCAGUACUAAUGUCGAGUCUGAUGGACGAUCACAUUAUUUAUCAGCAUGUGCCGUUGACUUCUGGACUCCAUUAAAAUUUUAUGACCUGUAUGUCACUCGUGACUACGAAGGUUAUUCUGCCGGAUUACCCUUCUUCCCAGUAUUCCUCGAUGCUGGUGAAGGUGUAUCAAGGACUGCCAUCCUGAAUCAAGAGGAUGCUGUUCCUGUCCAGGCUUGUUGGAGCGGAAUGGUAGCGAUGCAGGCGAAAUAUGUACAGAAUAUGAACGAGACGUUACCGAAUUCUCACUUUCAGGAUAUUAGCAGCUAUGUUAUCGAUCCCGCGAAGCCACAUAACGUUACAGCACCAGUCCGGUUCCGUUACGAGCCUGAGCUCUUCUUCGACGCCUGUGAAUGCUGCUUAUUCCAUGCCGACGUGGCUCAGGUAGCAAGGAAAGCCGGGGAGAAAGAGUUGGGGAUAUAUAUGAAUCCUUACGUUCGAGUUGCAUAUACGGAAAACACUCUCUCCUGGCUGCCUUUGGUUCGAAGAUUCGAACGGUUAUUUAGCAUUCCACACGCCUUAUCAUCGCACAUUUUGUCCUUACCAACGCGUAACCCGCACCGUACAGUCCAAGAAGGUGAUAUAUUCACUGAAGAGAUCUGGGUUGGGGAGGGCAACACCGGUCAUUGGCAAUUAGUACAGCGGGAGGGCCGCAAUGGGAUGUUUUGUGGGGUGAGAGAAAUGCAAGCCAUAAAGCUUGACGAGCGUGAUGAAGACAAGAACUGGGAGAAUAUCAAGAUCCCUGCUGGCCAGGUAAUGCACUUCCCCACAUAGCACGGAGAGGUGCAACGGUCAGGUGAGAAGUGGGACCCAAUGGUGAGUUGGAGAAUAAGAGAAGAGGCCGAGAAAGCUCGCAAGAAGCAGCAACUCAAUUCCUCUUAAAUCUCCCAGCACACUGGCAAAACAUUGGAAGUUGCCCUUGGUGAGAGCAAGGCACUUUCUUUGGAGUCCUACCAGCUACUGUUGCACCGCAGAGUGUAUCAAAAUAAAUCGGAUCAGGCACACCCCUAAGGUUACAGCUAUUGGUUACAAGGCUUGCAGUUGCGAUACUGAAUUAUAUCGGCUCCUGGGUUACAUAUAUAAGACAUAAUUGCCGAGAAAGAUGCAAACUAGUUGAUAGAUAGCUUGGAUUGUUCGGCAUGGACAUUGAUACCAGCUCCACUUAACUCCCUUUUAAGGAUGAUGUAUUAAAAAUCCUGGUGGAGAUAAUAUUAUCUGGUCGUUGGAGGAAAGCAUCAACAAAGGGUGCGGAAUUAGAUUGUCUCUCUAAUCGAGAUAGCCAGAGAGACGCUGUAUACUGUAUUCAGGGUAAACCAUCGGUUUUAAUGACGCGUAGAAUACAGAGAUAGGAAGUAACUAAUUAUUACUAUUGUUCAUAUGAGAUGUUAGCUCUCAUUCUUGUAGGAGUAUUGACUUGGGUGAUAACAAAGCUUCUAAAUAUUUAUACACGAG